Molecule: messenger RNA, 339 nt
Organism: Dioscorea cayenensis subsp. rotundata (Guinea yam)
Lineage: Eukaryota; Viridiplantae; Streptophyta; Magnoliopsida; Dioscoreales; Dioscoreaceae
Product: phytochrome-associated serine/threonine-protein phosphatase-like
Exons: 4
Coding region: 1-339 (112 amino acids)
Biological process (GO): peptidyl-serine dephosphorylation
Cellular component (GO): cytoplasm
Molecular function (GO): protein serine/threonine phosphatase activity
Source: RefSeq, a predicted model, not a curated record
AUGUGGAGUGACCUUGAAGAGAUUGAAACUUGGGUAGCUAGCCCUCGUGGUGCAAGAUGGGUUUUUGGGUCAAGGGUGACCUCAGAGUUCAACCAUAUAAACAAGCUCAAUCUUGUCUACCGAGCACACCAGCUCAUCCAAGAGGGUCUAAAGUACAUGUUUCAAAACAAAGGCCUUGUCACUGUGUGGUCUCUGCCCAAUUAUUGUUACAGAUGUGGAAAUGUUGUUUCUAUUCUAAGCUUUAAUGAGAAUAUGGAAAGAGAGGUCAAAUUCUUCACCAAAACAGAGGAAAACAACCAAAUGAGAGGACCAGGAACAAGAGUACCAUAUUUUUUUUGA